AUGGAAUGCAAAACAAAUAGAAGAAGUGGUGCUGCAGUUCUGAUAACAUUCGCAUUAAAGGAAGAAUACUGGCCAGACAUACCAGCACAGCUACUAACCAAGAAGGAAAUUUUACCUGAUAUUGACAUGAGGAAACAAAGCUUUUAUCAAAACUGUAUGACUACAGAUAUUGAUGGUAUACCUGUGCGGUGGGUUGCCUGUGGUAACGAAUGUAUGAUUUGCUAUUUUCUAUGGCACUCGUACCUUAGGGUUGCCUCCUUUAGAGCUGUUAUUACCGCACAUCACCGCCGUUUAGUAAGCACGGCCACAAUUUUUUUACUCUUGGCGUAUUGCAGUACUCUACGCAACGAAUGACAUUUUUACUUUUAUACGGCACGUCAUGAUCAAAUUCUUUGACAAGUGUUACACGUCAAGCACAGUCAUACCAUUUUAUCAGUUCAAAU
This is a messenger RNA of Vavraia culicis subsp. floridensis, 443 nucleotides long. RefSeq lists its product as uncharacterized. The transcript has a single exon. Bases 1 to 354 code for a protein of 117 amino acids. Lineage: Eukaryota; Fungi; Microsporidia; Pleistophoridae. The record is from RefSeq and is a predicted model, not a curated record.